GGGUUUUGCUUGAUCGCACGAUCAGGAAUCAACCAUCUUCAACUAAACUGUCAACUUGACAUAUGAUGCAACAAACGCCACAAUCGAGUCAGCAGCGAUUACUGAAUGGGAGGGACAACGUUAUGAAAGAUGCCAAUAUUCCCUCCAACUUUUCGUUGGCAAUUCAGUCACCAGAAUAUACUUUGCCAGGUGUUUUACAUUUUCUACAACAAGAAUGGAGACGAUUCGAACGUGAAAGAAACGAAUGGGAAAUAGAAAAAGCAGAAUAUAAGGCUCGAAUUGCAUUACUUGAAGGUGAAAGACGAGGUUUUGCUAACCUCAAGCUGGAUCUGAUGAAACGAGUGAAAAUGUUGGAAUAUGCGCUACGACAGGAAAGGAAGAAGUAUAUGAACAAUCCUAAGGCUCGUACUAUACAACAGCAAGAAGAGUUUACACGUACAGUUGAUUCACCAAACCCGCCAUCGUCUCCCAAUCUUUCUUCUUUAAGGGACUCACAAGAUGCAAGUGUUAAAUUGGAAUCGCAAGACAAAUUACCUGCUGCAUUCGUCGCUUCGCAAAUAGAUGAUAAGGCCAAAACUCGUAGCAGAGAGUUAUUGAAAUCCUGCCUAAAGGAGAUCAAUCAGUUAGCUUUGUCAACCUCCAAGCUACCAUACACAACAGCAUUUACGUCAGGCUUGCAGAACCAAUAUUCGAAAAUUACCUCUCAAGCCUCCCAAGAUGUGCAACACGACACAGAAUCCAUCUCUACAUUGAAAGAUCCAAGUGAGGAAAACAAAGCGGCAGCUAGACGACAGACCCCAAAACAACCAGACGACAGUAUGUCAACGUUUAUACCCCAACAUAACACUUCCUUACUACAAGAUGGGAAGAUCGAGAGUGGGCAACAGCAAAAAGUAGAUAAAGACAAUGACAUUCCUUCAACUAUCUCUGAUGUAGAGGUUCCAGACAACGUUGAUGAAGUUGCUAUGAUAAACAAUGUAAUCAACAUUGCAAAGGAACGAAAACAGCGUGAUCAAUCCAACCCAGGCAGCGGAUCACGAAAGGGACUAUCUGAAGAAGAGCAAUUGACGAAGGAUGUGCAAGAAAAGUAUAGUUUGAGUGCAGACAAAGUUCGAAAACUGCUCAAAAAUGCAGAAAGAUUAAUCCACCAAGAGAACAAUAUACCAAUGUCUUCAAAAGACAGUCUUCUUGGAAAAGUGGACAAUCUCAAGCUACCAAGCGAGGCUGAGGUUGAAGUUGAGGAUGCAGAUUCUGAGAGUAGACCAAAAAUGUGGAGAGCUAAACACAACCUCCGUGGACAUCUUGAUUGUGUUCGAUCCGUUAGCUUCCAUGCCAAUGAACUCUUGAUUGCUUCAGGCUCUGAUGACGGUACCAUAAAAAUAUGGGACCUUAAAAACUCCAUUGUAAAAGACUCAGUUAUGCAGAAAAAAAGUUCGCAUGAGGAGAUGGAUCCUAUAAUAACUUAUCGCGGCCAUACCAUGGGCGUAACCAAAGUUGAGAUCUCAGCAGAACAAGGGCGUCUGUACUCUUCUAGUUUGGAUUCCACCAUCAGAGUUUGGCAACUUCCUCCCGCAGAUAAAUCCCCAUAUUCUCCAUAUGACUCUGCUUUAAAUAUAGCACCAUACAUUGGUCACACUGAUGCUAUCUGGGACUUCAAGUUGUUUCCCACCGCCAUUGCUGACUACCUGCCACUGGCAUCCGCAUCCGCUGAUGGAACCGUUAAGAUAUGGGACACUAGUGCGAGUGGAAACCUUCUCAAGAGUUCAUGGUCAUAUAACGGUGUGAUUGAUGAACAUCAGGAUGAGCAAAGAAAUCUUCCGGUCCCGACGUCCCUUGACAUCUGCCAUACUAACUUGCGACAGCUUGCUGUGGCUUACAGAAACACGGAGGUCAAGGUGUUUGAUGUUGAAACUGGUCAAAUUGUCCUUACAAUACCAGCCGAUCCAUCGGCAGAUAAUUCUUGCCUCACACAGAUAAACAAAAUAGUUUCGCACCCUACAUUGCCGCUUCUAAUAACUGGACACGAAAAUAAGCUGAUCAAGUUUUAUGACAUUAAUACAGGAAAUUCGGUAUUCACAAUGUCUGCCCAUUUGGAUGGAGUAACUGCGCUUGAUAUCGACCCCAGCGGUAUCACUUUAGUGUCUGGCGGCCAUGAUGGAUCAAUCAGAUUAUGGGACAUUUCAAGUACUUCCAGAUCAUGCGUACAGGAAUACACUGCGCAUCGUCGAAAAGCAGAUGAAGGUGUCUUAAGUGUCCAGUUCCACAAGGAAUUGCCAUGGCUUGUUAGCGGUGGAGCUGACGGCAUCGUCAAGGCUUAUCAUCAUAGCAUAUAAUUUCGCAACCAUCGAUGAGACUUUACGUAGAGCCAUUGUACAAAUUGUCAUUUCCUCUGCCAUUGGCAUCCUUGGUGCCAGAUCAUUAUAUAAUAUUGAUAAUAGUUACUUUAAUUCGCGUUGAAUUGAUUGGAAAACUGAUAUGGAUGCUACGCCUGCAAGCAUCGUUGUCAUGUACAAGAGGCAUUAGUGUGGAUUAUCCUCGAAACUGUUGCAGUGUUUGCUACAGAGCAAGCAU
Messenger RNA from Umbelopsis ramanniana AG, 2571 nucleotides. RefSeq lists its product as uncharacterized. The record is from RefSeq and is a predicted model, not a curated record. Lineage: Eukaryota; Fungi; Mucoromycota; Umbelopsidomycetes; Umbelopsidales; Umbelopsidaceae. The coding region runs from base 63 to 2333 and encodes 756 amino acids. Gene Ontology annotation, molecular function: protein binding. The transcript has 14 exons.